Annulohypoxylon maeteangense is the source of this 1673-nucleotide messenger RNA. Its product is annotated as DUF1769-domain-containing protein. The record is from RefSeq and is a predicted model, not a curated record. The coding region runs from base 372 to 1553 and encodes 393 amino acids. Lineage: Eukaryota; Fungi; Ascomycota; Sordariomycetes; Xylariales; Hypoxylaceae. The transcript has 2 exons.
AAUAUUUUCAAGUUCUUUUCACAAAGAACUAUUAGUCUUUUGAUCCUCUGUAAUAUUUUUUUCUCUUCCUCUACGCUUUUCUUAAGCUACACUUUAUGAUUACUUGUUUUGUUUUUGUCUUUUCAUUAUUCCCUCAUGGAAUUAUUCCCCAUUCAGCUAAGCACACCUCUCACUCGUUUAUUUCCCCCUAACUAAAUCGUGUUUUAUUGGCUUGAUAUAUGCUAUCGGCGCUCCGUGGAUAUAUUGGAGCUGCUCAGCGGUGGAUCUAUCAGUCCGAUUCGAACACUUGCAUAAUCAAUCCCGUCCUCGGGCACUACUCGCUACGGUGGUUGUAGUGAUAGUGACCUAUAAACCACAGUCUCAUACACGACAUGGCGGACAAAUAUAUCAUCCGGGUAACAGCUGGAUCGGACUAUGAUCUGGAUCGUCAUAUUGUAGUCCCAGUCAACUCACACGAGCCAAUCAAAAUUAGCAGUGAUCUAAUAGACGCCGAGCUUAACGUUCGCGUGCAAAACUACCAUGGAUUGCCGAGAAAUUCGCCAAACACCUCACCAUACUUCUCCCAAGAGCCUCAUGCUACCAACAAAGAUCAGUACAGCAUAGCCAUUCGUUUCACACCAAAGAAGCCUGCUACAAACACCAAAUCUAAGGUGUCUUCUACCGAACCGUCCAGAUCGUCAUCGACAUCUAGGUCGUCGCAGGAUCCCUUAUCUUCUGGGUCAUCAUCAACCGAACCUACCGAGGAGUCUUCUGAUGAAGAAUCAGCAUCCGGAAUCUCGGGAGAAGAUCUACAAUUUGGCAAUGAUUUUGACCAUCCCAUUCGUGAUCGCCUUCCACCCGGCUUUAGCUAUGCCAUGAAUAUCGUGAAGUGGUGGAUUGAUCCUGGUCUCGAAGGGGAUGCAUAUGCCGAUCAGCCAUAUCUAUAUGGAUCCGCUCUAUCAUCCUUCAAUGCCAUCCAUGUGGGGCCAGGAGAAGUUAAUCCGGAAAAGGGGGGGCUGUGGUUUGAGGAAGGCGGCGACGAAGACGGAUUGAAAGGACGACAAGACGUCGGUGCCCCAGGGACAGCGAAGGACCGAAUGAAAUGGGCGCUAAAACCUUUCAAUAAAAGUAGAUGGGUUUUCCAGUAUGGAAAUACCUACUGUCUCGAUUUCUUCAAUCCGUACCUGGACUUCAACGAGUUCAGUUUGCGUUUGCCAGGAUUUACCUUGCCGAUCAUGAAAUACUGGGAUGGCCAGAGCUUGAGGUCCAGCCCGAAGCGCUCACACACCCUUAGGUACGUGCUACGAAAUCGUUCGACCGAUCAAUCGUACCUAGUCAUCGUUUUCACGCUAUAUCUUAAGGAAGACGUGAACGAAGAUGGCUCGCUCAAGCCAGCCGCCAUUGAAGCAACCAACAAAGGUAAGGCGAUGACCGAGGAAUCAGUAAAUGUCGUGGAGGAGGCUGGCGAGGUAUGCAAGGACGAGGAUUACCGGGAAUCCCGAAAACAAUUCGAAAAGCUCGAUGUUAACGAGAGAAUUAGAAAACCAGCAGCCCAGGACGAUGCCGUGGACUAGAGAGUGAGUGAACAUCAAGGAAUCUAUGGAUACAUUGAUUGCUUGGCAAGGCAGACUAGGGAAAGUAUUGAAUUAUUAGAAUACCUACCUAGGAUAUAUAAUUCUACUCGAAAUACUUAG